This is a messenger RNA of Tricharina praecox, 820 nucleotides long. RefSeq lists its product as uncharacterized. Bases 113 to 754 code for a protein of 213 amino acids. The record is from RefSeq and is a predicted model, not a curated record. The transcript has a single exon. NCBI's taxonomy places the organism in Eukaryota, Fungi, Ascomycota, Pezizomycetes, Pezizales, Pyronemataceae.
ACCGAUGGUGACAAUAUCGCCCGGGUGAGCCAGGCUCAAAAGCGACGACAGUCCCGAUCUCGGCGGCGAAGACGCAACAGAACUAGGCGACGAAGAAUCGAGGCUGCGCUUGAUGUUGCCCCAAGUGUACUCGGCGUCGGUUGGAGCCGUAACGUUGAACUGCUCGCGAAGAGAGCUAGUCGACGGCGAGGCCUUGAGGGUGCGCGGGAGCAGAAAAUCCGGCCUCUCGAGUCCGGCCGUGCUGACACCCGUGGCGCGGUUGUUUGCACCCUUGUUCUUGUUCUUGUUCUUCUUAUUCUUCUUGCGUCCGCGCGAUGCGCUAGCUGCCUCGGCUGCGCGUUCAGCCGCGAUGUCACCUGCGUCGCUGGGUGCGCGUGACGAGGAGCACGAGCUCGCCAAUAGCAGAGCGAGGCCGCCUUUCGCGGUACCUGUGGACUUUCCAGCGCGCGUAGGAGCAUCGAGAAGACUAGCGAGACUGCUGCCAACCGCCGAAGCGCUGGUGCUCGCGGUCUGGGGCGCUCCACGAAGACCCGAAGCGGGCUUCAGAGCGGGCGAAGCUUUUCCUCCCAGACGUGGCCAUUCCUUCUCGAGGAGGGUCGCGCUUUCGGGGUUGCGGUUGUUGCGCGGGGCUGCCGUGUUGCCGUUCUGGGAACUAACCCCUUGUUCGUCGUCGAAAGCGAAAAUCGCCAUGAUCCAAGAGCUUUCGGAUGCGUGCGUCGGUUUCGUAGACCGAGGAAAGCCUUUAGCUAGCUAGAUGUUGAUUGUGGUUGAAGGUGGUAGAACCGCUCGACCGAAGUCGAGCGGGAAUUAAGGGUGCAAC